GACGGCUCUGACAUCAGCAUUUGAAAUAUAACAGCAGCUGUAACAAAUAAAGCUGAAAAUUCUCCUUUUAGUCCUUUAAAAAAAUGAGUUGUCGUGGCUACUUUCUGUGACGGCAGUGAGUCGGAUCUUUCCCAGCCUCUGUGGUCCCACUCCUGCCUGUGUGCAGCCUCCUAAAAGGCUCAAGAUGCUGCGAGAGAGCUCCAAGGCUUGGAGCAAUGGCUCAGAGGCCUACAGCAGCGAUCCUGAGGAGGACGAGGAGGAGGAGGAGGACAUGGUGUUUGGGGAGAAUGAUCAGGACGGCAUGGUAGAGGAGAUGAUGGAUCUGAGUGACCUCCCCACGGCUCUCUUUGCAUGCAGCGUCCAUGAUGCCGUGUUCGAAGAGGACAUGCACAGGGAGAGAUUUGAGGCAUUGUUUAGGAUCUACGAUGAACAGACGACUUUCCAGAUGUUCAAAAGCUUUCGGAGAAUCCGGAUCAACUUCAGCACCCCAGAGGCUGCUGCCCGUGCUCGCAUCGAGCUGCACGAGACAGAGUUCAACGGCAAGAAGCUCAAGCUCUACUUUGCCCAAGUCCAGAACGGCGACGAGAACAUUGACAAGUCGUACCUGGCCCCUCCUCAGCCGGUCAAACAGUUCCUGAUUUCACCGCCUGCCUCGCCACCUGUGGGCUGGAGCCAGAGUGAAGAUGCUACACCCGUUAUCAACUACGACCUGCUGUGUGCAGUAGCCAAGCUAGGACCCGGUGAAAAGUACGAGCUCCACGCAGGUACAGAGUCCACCCCCAGUGUGGUCGUCCACGUGUGCGAGAGCGAGACAGAAGAGGAUGAGGCAGCGCGGCCAAAGCAGCAGAUUGUCCAGACCAGACGUCCCGACGGACCCCCCAAAGUCUUCAACUAGAGGGCCUCACCCCCGACACCGGCGCGGCCCCCGACCGCCCCUUAACCCGCAACACACCUGCCCUCUCUCUCUUGUCUCUGCACUCACAGAGAGCGUUGAUGCCCCUCAUUUCAGUUCAACUACAAGCAAAAACAAACCAACAAGCAUUGCUCGAAACGGUGUUUGUGGGGAGCGUGGCGAUGGAAUGAGGCGGCUUGAAGGGGAUGGAUGAGAAUCACACACACACUCAUCACAUUCUGCGGACAGCAUAGGGAGCGGCGGGCAACGCUUGCCUCCACCCCACCAACCCCCCACUUGUUUUUAGCAAGAGGGGUCAAAAUACCUGUCCCAACGCAGGCACCUGUCACUUGUCACACACACACUCAGCUCUCAUUGCCUAGUCCUGCCCAGUAGCUUGCUCGUCCGUUAGCUUGUUAGCCAUACCUCUCCCUCUGUCUCACAGUCAUCUGUACAAUAAUCUUUGGUUGAGGACAUGCAAUACUUCAAUAUAGACAUUUUCUUACAUUUUCUUCUUUUUUUCUUCUUUUUUUUUUUACAAUGAAAUGUGUUUUCAGGUUGUUCUUUUUCUUCUUUUUCAUCCAUUUUCAU
Messenger RNA from Scomber japonicus (chub mackerel), 1483 nucleotides. It is a transcript of the gene rcan3, whose product is annotated as regulator of calcineurin 3. Gene Ontology annotation, biological process: calcium-mediated signaling. The transcript is spliced from 5 exons. Gene Ontology annotation, cellular component: cytoplasm; nucleus. Gene Ontology annotation, molecular function: nucleic acid binding; calcium-dependent protein serine/threonine phosphatase regulator activity. Lineage: Eukaryota; Metazoa; Chordata; Actinopteri; Scombriformes; Scombridae. The record is from RefSeq and is a predicted model, not a curated record. Bases 185 to 895 code for a protein of 236 amino acids.